This is a messenger RNA of Acanthaster planci (crown-of-thorns starfish), 2304 nucleotides long. RefSeq lists its product as uncharacterized. Lineage: Eukaryota; Metazoa; Echinodermata; Asteroidea; Valvatida; Acanthasteridae. The record is from RefSeq and is a predicted model, not a curated record.
CCCAUCCAGCAUGCUCGUCAGAAGCUUACUGUGUUGUGUUGCCGUAUCACAGUACAAACUCACAACGGCCGAACUGAAUCGCAAGCCUGCAUGACAUGAUGAUAUCAUUACUUCUUUUUUUGCCCAGGGAAAUUGAACGACUGGAUUAACAAUCCCACAUCUAUCUGCACCGUUGAGGGGUUGUUGCUUUGUCCGUGCUGAAGAUGGCAAGUCCCCAGGAUUACGGCAGUACCGCAGUGAUGGACACCUCUCUCUCUAUUCAGGCCUGCCCUACGCAUUCGGACACUGACAGCGGCCACCAUGAGGAAAGAAUAAGUUUCUCUGACCUUGGGAUACACCAGCAGCCCUCAUCCAUGGAGACAUGCUGUGGGCAGACACGCCACUUUUCAACCAUAUCGUGUAAGGAGUGGAUUUUCCUGGCAUCGUCCACCCUGAGCAUCCUAGCUGCGGCAGGUCUGACCAUCGAAAGGCUUGCCACUGUGCCCGUGAACUCGCCAUAUUUCACAUUCUCAGUGGUCGUGAUGAUUAAUAUCUGCUUCGUUCUUUGCUAUGUGAUAAACGGCGUCUUUACCGAGAGAUCUUACGAGAUAUUCAUCUUCAUUGUGGGCACCUUGAUUCUUAUGAUUGAAUGCAUCCUUAAUUUUGCAGUGACAAUCAAUUCACCAGAUAUGGAAAAGUACGAAAGGAGAGUCAAACUUACAAGAAUGAUUAUCCUCCUAGUCAUGGGACUCAUCAAUAUUAUUUUUGGAGCCAUCAUGUCCGCUACGUAUUGGUCGUCCACUGACGUCGUCUUCAGAUGUGCAGGGGCCCUGGUAGACCGUCAAGGUGUUUACUCCAGGAUGUGUUUCUCGGCGAGCAUGCUCAAGAUAGACCUGCAGUUGGAGCUUAGCCUGGUGGUGUUGGCACUGAAGUCAGGGCAGGAUGCCAAUCCCCCAGAGACCGUUAUACUGACAUUAGGAAUUAGCUACGUCAGCAUCUGGACUGUCUGCGGAGUUUUGGCAAUGACCAAAGACAGUAAACGCAUGGUAUAUGUCGUCCUGGGGCUGAGUUGGUGCGAGCCAGCUUACAUUGUCUACAGAUUUGUGGAUAUCGGAAUUCACUGGGCUACCUUCUCAAUCAGCAAAGUGAUUCCGGCAGCCAGCAUCGUGUUCGGCAUCUUCGGCUUGGUGGUGAGAGUAACUCUCUGUGGCGCUCUGGUCAGCGUCUAUCGAAAUUUUGGCAAAGGCAUGAAGGGAGAGGCAGGGAGAGGCAUCACUCCGCUUCUGUGAAUCAGUUCGAGCACAAGUGAGCGCAAGUUGACUACACAUUGGUUAUAUGCUACAAUUAAUGCCGCCGUUGUGGUGCAACCUGAGAUACCACUUGCAGACUACCAGCCAGUUACCGUUCUGUCAUGCCCAGUCGCUCAAUGAAGAAAACUUUAUCCUUUUUAUGCAUUUGAUCUGCUUAUUCAUACUAUCAUGUGUAGCCCAAAAAUACGCUAUAAUCCAGCGACAAGAUAAAGCCAUUACUGCGGGGCCAUACUAAUCGCAUGCCUGUGCGAUUGGUACGCGCGCGCUACAUUCCUCCCCGACCAAUGGGGUGUUUUCGACUUGCAAAAGUACGCGUGCACUCAAGGUAUUAGGACCCGUGCCAGAUGUGGUUGCCCCGCAAUAAUGGCGCCUCGUUAGAUUAGUCUAUAGGUAGAUUCCAGUUUAGAGGUCACAUUUCGACACUUUUUCAUUCUAGCUUGUACAUAGUUGAAGAUGUGAUGUAAUAAACGGGUGCGUGUUAGGGUGUCUUGAUGGUUUCUUAUAUUCAGUGCUGUUCUCCAUUUAUUAAAAGUAAUGUCCCAAAUUGUUUCGCUUUGAUACUACUUGGUUGAAUUCAAAGCUAAAUAACUUGAGAAGCUAUAUUUUUACUAAGUUUUUUGUUGGCUUAGGCCUAUCUUUUUUGCGUGUCAGUAGUUUCUUCCAUUGAUCAAUCUCAUCUACUUUGUUUUCGCUACUUACCUCAUCAGUUUAAUGUGCCACCAUCCCUGUCCAUGCACAUCUGACAUCCUCGUAACAUGUCCCUUGCUGCUCGUCUGAUCAUUUCAAGGUCUUGACGGAGAUUAUUGACUUCUUCCGCUAUUCUUGCACGUUAACUCCUGAACAUUAGCUGAUGGUGUAGUGAAAAUUUGGUUCUGAAGGUAACGCCAUAAAAAGAAGUCGCACAUGCUGACUUUUGUUAUCAAUAUGCAACUUCUCACAGUUCUUAAAGCAAAGGCAUUUGGUAUUCUGCACACUUGCAUGGUCUAGCCUUGUUAAUCACAUAUGCAAACUUGUC